GUGCUUCCUGUAAGUUUGGCUUCCCCAAGAUGGCAGCGCCCUUGUCAGUGGAGGUGGAGUUCGGCGGCGGUGCAGAGCUCCUGUUCGAUGGUGUGAAGAAGCAUCAGGUCACCUUGCCUGGACAGGAGGCGCCCUGGGACAUCCGGAGCCUCCUGGUCUGGAUCAAGAAGAACUUGCUAAGAGAGCGGCCAGACUUGUUCAUCCAAGGAGACAGUGUGCGGCCCGGAAUUCUGGUGCUGAUUAACGAUGCUGACUGGGAGCUGCUGGGUGAGCUGGACUACCAGCUUCAGGACCAGGACAGCGUCCUCUUCAUAUCCACACUGCAUGGAGGCUAAGGGCCCCUCCCUGCGCCUGGGUACCAGAGGACUUGGGAGAACAGAACCAUCACAUGGACCCUUGGGCCCUACUUCCACAUCCCCCUGUCCCCCUUGGCUGCUUUCUUCCCUGCUCUAUUCCCUGAGCUCACUCCAGGCAGGGAAAGGAGGCCAGGUGCUAAAACGGGCCUUUCUCAGGCACGUGAGCAGGGCAGGCAGGCAGGGAAGCAGGCAGUGGACACGACAGAACCCAGCUCCCUCUCCCAGCAACUGAGGUGGGGGGAGGGGCUCCCCAGGUUGGUCAGUAGAGGCAGGCUCUGUGGCCAGCUGACUCAGCUGCUGCCUUGCCCCUACUCCCGGUGUCUCUGUCUAAGCGUGGAGUGAUUGCUCUCCAGGCCCAGGCGCCUCUGGGGGGACAGGAGUGGACCUGAAGCACUGGCGGCAGACCCUCUUGUCUUCAAGAUCAGAGGAGUCUCCGCCUCAGUUUCCCUAUCCAGACCUCAGAGGGCUCUGCCUGUCCCCCACUAAUAUCAUUAUGGAACCCCAGCUGGGGUCCCUUAUUCAGUGCUGACCCUCCCCCCCCCCAGCAGCUGCUCUUCCACCCACACCCCUCCUCCUGCUCCCCCCCACCCCCAGCCCUUGACCCUGGCUGGCCUCACCCAACACAGGGCACCAGAUGGGCUCCCAAGAACCUUCCCCCAGCCAAAGGCUGCCUGCCACUCAUCCUGCCGGUUAUUGAGGAGGAAGGGGUUGUUUGAACUUUGGACCAGCACAUGGAGGUCUGGAGGGGUCAGUGUGCCUCAGUUUCCUCUUCAACAGCAAUGUGGACAUUUAUAGUCAUUAACUAGCCCAUCUAGACAUGGGGAGAUGCCCAGUGGCCCAAAUGUAGACUCUCCCUUUCCACUCCCUGCUGAAAGCACGAUGGGGACAGGCCGGGCCUGGUAGGCAGGGUGAUUUGCCCCUCCUCCCUCCAUCCCUUGGAAAAAUGUAGGCCCUCAGUGCUGGCAACAGCUGGUCUUGAGCAAAUAAAAGAUUAGGUUGUUGACUA
Molecule: messenger RNA, 1362 nt
Organism: Echinops telfairi (small Madagascar hedgehog)
Lineage: Eukaryota; Metazoa; Chordata; Mammalia; Afrosoricida; Tenrecidae
Gene: URM1
Product: ubiquitin related modifier 1
Exons: 5
Coding region: 30-335 (101 amino acids)
Biological process (GO): protein urmylation; tRNA thio-modification
Cellular component (GO): nucleus; cytoplasm
Molecular function (GO): protein tag activity
Source: RefSeq, a predicted model, not a curated record